Paramecium octaurelia is the source of this 573-nucleotide messenger RNA. Lineage: Eukaryota; Ciliophora; Oligohymenophorea; Peniculida; Parameciidae. The record is from the annotation of a GenBank genome assembly.
AUGGAGCUGAUAUCUAGUGAUAACGGUGGAUUUAUUCUGGUCUGGUUGACAUAAAUAACUGCAUAUGAAAUUGUUAAUAUACAAUUCGAGGUCAUAUCAUGUGGCUUCAAAGCUUAGUUCUUAAUAAGAAUUAGGAUCUUUUAUAUAGAGAAGUGGCGAUUAGACUCUUAAACUUUGGAAUAAGAAAAGUUAAUGGAUUUUAGAAUAAAUAAUAUUGAGCAUUCAAAAGAAAGUAAAAAGUGGAUGAUAAUACAAAGGAUAACUGUUGACUGUGAAGGGCACAGAAUUUACUAUAUCAAUGAUUAUCUUUUCACAUUUUAGCCUACAUUAGGCUAAUUGAUGUAUGUCUUUGAAAUGAAUAGAAUAAAUUAAUGUUUUGGUAAAACAAAGGAUAUUGUUGUGAAUGAAGGAAACGAAUGCGGCGGUUGUUUCCAAUGCAAUAUUUUCAAUCAAAAUAAUUGCUUGUAAAUAAGCAUUGUAAUUAUGUCAAUCUCAUAAGAGUCACAGAAGAUGGUGAUUUCAAAGUUGAGUAAUCUAUUCCAUUUGGAACAUGCUAUUUAUAUGGAGGAUUGA